Messenger RNA from Lathyrus oleraceus (garden pea), 897 nucleotides. RefSeq lists its product as uncharacterized. The record is from RefSeq and is a predicted model, not a curated record. Bases 1 to 897 code for a protein of 298 amino acids. The transcript has 3 exons. Lineage: Eukaryota; Viridiplantae; Streptophyta; Magnoliopsida; Fabales; Fabaceae.
AUGGGUCAAAUCGCUCAGCAAUUAGCAUCGAGUUCUCAAGCACAAGGUGCCCUUCCUAGUGAAAUUGUGCCCAAUCCUAGAGAGCAUCAUAAUGUGAGCGUUGUGACAACAAAAAAUGGUAAAUCGGAUGAAGUUGUCAAGGAAGUGGAGGAAGAGGAAGACCAAUUGAUCGAAGUGGACCUUGAGAUCAAAGACAAUGAAGUUGUUAGGGAAGAAGUGAUAGCACCAAAACCUGUUGUAAAAGAAACAAUCAUUGAGCCUAAGCCGGUUGUUAAGCUUCCCUUCCCCACUAGAAACAAGAAAAAAGGACAACAUGAGAAAAACUUUGAAAAAUUCUUAGAGUUGUUCAAGAAGCUAGAGAUUAACAUUCCUUUGUUGGAGGGUAUGCAGAUUCUGAUAAAGAAGAAAGAUCGAGGAGCUGUCACCAUCCCAUGUACUAUUGGAGAUAGGUCGUUCAACAAAGCUCUUAUUGAUCUGGGAGCUAGUGAUGACACUCAAUUCGCUGAUCAUUCGGUUAAAAAACCGUAUGGCAUUGUUAAAGAUGUUCUGGUGAAGAUCGAUAAGUUUGUUUUCUCGGUGGAUUUUGUAAUUCUUGAAAUUCCAAAAGAUGAAGAGAUCCCUCUCAUUCUGGGGAGACCUUUUUUGGAGACGGGAAGGUGUUUAAUCAACAUAGAAGAAGGAACCAUGACGUUGAAGGUUUAUGAUGAGGAAUUGAAAAUCAAUGUUCGAAACACCAUGAAAGACAAAGAUGAUAUUUGUACCAGUCACACUAUAGAGGUUCUAAAUCAAGUGACGACAUAUGAUAGCCCUUUGAAUGCACCACUGUCACCUUUGGAAAGAGUGUUGAGUUUUUCCAAUUCCGACAGUGAUAAAGAAGAGGACAACGGGGACCCCUAA